This is a messenger RNA of Tachyglossus aculeatus (Australian echidna), 639 nucleotides long. It is a transcript of the gene FGF8, whose product is annotated as fibroblast growth factor 8. The transcript has 5 exons. The coding region runs from base 1 to 639 and encodes 212 amino acids. Lineage: Eukaryota; Metazoa; Chordata; Mammalia; Monotremata; Tachyglossidae. The record is from RefSeq and is a predicted model, not a curated record. Gene Ontology annotation, cellular component: cytoplasm. Gene Ontology annotation, biological process: heart morphogenesis; limb morphogenesis; positive regulation of gene expression. Gene Ontology annotation, molecular function: type 1 fibroblast growth factor receptor binding; type 2 fibroblast growth factor receptor binding; growth factor activity.
AUGAGGAGCGGCCGCCUCUCGGCGCUGAGCUGCUUGCUGGUGCACUUGUUUGUCCUCUGCCUCCAAGCCCAGGUAACUGUUCAGUCCCCACCUAAUUUUACACAGCAUGUGAGGGAGCAGAGCCUGGUGACAGAUCAGCUCAGUCGGCGGCUCAUCCGCAUCUACCAGCUGUACAGCCGGACCAGUGGGAAGCAUGUGCAAGUCCAGGCCAACAAGAAAAUCAAUGCCAUGGCGGAGGACGGGGACCCGUAUGCCAAGCUCAUCGUGGAGACGGACACCUUUGGGAGCCGGGUCCGCGUCCGAGGGGCCGAAACGGGGCUAUACAUCUGCAUGAACAAGAAAGGGAAGCUGAUCGCUAAGAGCAACGGCAAGGGCAAGGACUGCGUCUUCACUGAGAUCGUGCUAGAGAACAACUACACGGCACUGCAGAAUGCCAAGUACGAGGGCUGGUACAUGGCAUUCACCCGCAAGGGCCGCCCCCGCAAGGGUUCCAAGACGCGGCAGCACCAGCGCGAGGUCCACUUCAUGAAGAGGCUGCCAAAGGGCUUCCAGACCUCGGAGCAGAGCCACCGCUUCGAGUUCCUCAGCUACCCCUUCACCCGCCGCAGUAAAAGGACUUGGGACUCAAAACCCCGAUAG